Mus pahari (shrew mouse) is the source of this 3333-nucleotide messenger RNA. Its product is annotated as scavenger receptor cysteine-rich domain-containing protein SCART1-like. The record is from RefSeq and is a predicted model, not a curated record. NCBI's taxonomy places the organism in Eukaryota, Metazoa, Chordata, Mammalia, Rodentia, Muridae. The transcript has 16 exons. Gene Ontology annotation, cellular component: membrane. The coding region runs from base 1 to 3333 and encodes 1110 amino acids.
AUGGCCCUCUCUUCUCUCAGACUGUGGCCUCUACUGCUGCUGGCCUGCUGGCCUCUCCUUCCUGAUCUGACUCUUGAGAACUUCGUGAGUUUCCUGGGUGGUGAUAAUAAAUGUGAAGGCCAAGUGCGCUUGCAGUACGAUGGGCAGUCGGGCCUUAUGUGUGCAGACGGCCUGGGCAUGCAGGAGGCCUCGGUGAUCUGCAGAGAGCUCGGCUGCGGCUCUGUGAAGUUUAUGCCCCGGUAUGUUUUGACACCUGAAGAGAUGAAGCAACCUUGGCUAUAUGAUGCCCAGUGCCAUGGCGAGGAAUCCACCUUCUUGGAGUGCCGUCUGGGGUCCUGGGGGACCAUCAGUGGCUGCAAAUGCCAGUGUGUGGCUGUGAUUGUCUGCUCUGGUGGUGCCACAAUACACAUGGGUCUAGUUGAUGGUGGCAGUCCUUGUGCUGGGACUGCACAGGCCAUUGGGGCUUCCAAUUUUGCCCUGAGAUGUGACUUUCAUGAGAAGGAGGCUGGCGUUAUAUGCAGACAAUUGGAAUGUGGCACUGUUCUGCAAUGGUCCAGAGCCCACGAAUGGACUAAUGGGAACCAGGAGCAGAAGUACCUUACAUGCCAGGGAACAGAGACCAGCGUUUUACAUUGCCUGAUCAAUGUGAACUUCCUGGAGCAAUGUGACCUUCUGAGCUACACCCAGGUUGUAUGCACAGAAUCCACAAGAAGCCUGGAGGCAGAGACAGGUACCUGCUCUGAUCCUGUCAGCCUGGGGAACUGUACUCCUAAGGAGAUCUGGCAUGGAACUCUCUCUUGGGCUGUGGCCUUUGAUGCUAGCCUGUUGACACCUUCUUCCUGGGAACAGCAAAGGGUGGUGCCAGCACCAGGAGUCCUUUGUAUGCUACUUUACCAUGAGGAAUGGUCCAAAACUCACCAUGGAAGUCAAGAACAGAAAUUCGUGUCUUGCCAAGGAACAGAGGCUGACAUUUUCUACUGCAAGAUCAAUGUGAACUUUGCAGAGCAGUGUGACCUUCAGUCUUACACCCAGGUGGUGUGCACAGGUCACGUGGAAGCCCGGCUGCUAGGUGGUGUACACCCCUGUGAAGGACGCCUGGAGGUUCUUCGAGGAUUUACCUGGGGCACUGUCUGCCAUGAUGACCUGGACCUGCCCAUGGCCCACGUGGUUUGUAGGGAGCUGGGGUGUGGCACUGCUGUAUCCAUACUCGGGAGUUCCCACUUUGGCUACGGAUCAGGGCCUGUGUGGACAGAGGCCUUUCGCUGUGUGGGCAAUGAAUCACUGCUGUUCCAUUGUCUGAGGGAGCCUGGACACCAGUGUGACCAUGAUCAGGAUGCUGCCCUAAUCUGCUCAGGGGAAAAGUUCCGACUGGUCAAUGGCAGCAGCCGCUGUGAGGGCCGCGUGGAGCUUUUGGUACAGGAUGCCUGGCAACCCCUCUGUGCUGCCAACUGGGACUUAGCAGAUGCCACCGUGCUCUGCCACCAGCUCAACUGUGGCUAUGCAGUGGCCACGCCGCAAGGAGGCCACUUUGGAAAUGUGGAAGCUCCCAUCAGGACAGAUGUGUUUCACUGUGUGGGAACAGAGCCCCACUUACUGAGCUGCCCAACAAGCACCUUAGGGACCCAGGCAUGCGCACUGGGGAAUUCAGCCUCGGUUCUCUGCUCAGGUCUCCAGGAUGCCCUGUGGCUGAGGGAUGGACAGAGUCACUGUGAUGGCCGAGUGGAGGUCUUCCUGGAUGGCGCGUGGGGGCGUGUGCUGGACAGUGCCUGGGACCUGCGUGAUGCUGCUGUGGUGUGCAGGCAGCUCGGGUGUGGAGAGGCACAGCUAGCCUAUGAUGCUCUAGCUCCGGGCCAUAAGACAAUUCCUGUGGGGCUGAGUCUGGUGCACUGCUUGGGCUCUGAGACCCACCUGACCCAGUGCAAUGUGUCUGCUUCUCUGCUGGUUCAUGCAGGGACUUUGCGGGAUGCAGGCGUGGUAUGCUCGGGGAGCUUGCAUGUACGGUUGGCAGCGGGUAAAAGCCGCUGUGCUGGGCGUGUUGAAGUAUUCUAUCAGGGCGCAUGGGGCACCGUAUGCGAUGAUGCUUGGGACAUGCAGGACGCCCAUGUGGUCUGCAGGCAGCUGGGCUGUGGCCAUGCCCUCAGUGCCCCCAGGGCUGCCCACUUUGGAGCAGGAACUGGGCACAUCUGGAUGGAUGAACUGGGCUGCCUGGGUGAGGAGGCUGCUCUAUGGGAGUGCCAGUCAGGAGGCUGGGGCCAACACGACUGUGGGCACAAGGAGGAUGCAGGCGUCAUCUGUUCAGAAUUCAUUGACGUGAGGUUGCAAGAACAUAGUCAGCCAUGCACAGGACGCCUGGAAGUUUUCUACAAUGGGAUCUGGGGUGGUGUCUGCAAGUCUCUGAAUGCUGCCUCCCUGAGGGUUCUGUGUGAACACCUGGGCUGUGGGUCCCAAGGGCAACUACUGGCCAGGCCACGGGGCUCAUCUACAAUCGAGACUGUCUGGUUGAAGUCCAUUCAGUGCAGGGACAAGCAUGACAGGUCCUUGUGGCAGUGCCCCUCAGAUCCCUGGAACAGACAUUCUUGCCUCAGAGGCGAGGAAGCUUGGUUGGCAUGUGCAGGAAAGACAGAAGUUUCUCAGGAUAUGGAGCAGAUUACCAACUGCUCAUCAACUCUUAGCUGCCCAGAGGAAGGUGCACUUCGUGUACUUGGGAGUGAGGACGGCUGCUCUGGACGAGUGGAGCUCUGGCAUGGAGGUUCAUGGGGCACAGUGUGUGACGACGCCUGGGACCUGGCUGAUGCAGAAGUUGUGUGCCGGCAGCUGGGCUGUGGCCCGGCCAUAGCUGCCUUGCAGAGUGCUGCCUUUGGCCCUGGUUCAGGGCCUAUAUGGCUGGAUGAAGUGGGAUGCCGAGGCAGUGAGCUGUCUUUGGGAGCUUGCCAGGCAGAACCAUGGGGAUAUGGAGACUGCUCCCACAAGGAGGAUGCUGGUGUGCGCUGCCUAGGUAUCCCUGGAACCAUGGCAUCCGGCAAUUCUUCAGCGCCUCCACCUGUUCCUGAGUUCUGGACCACAUCUGAGAUUGCCUGUCUGGUCCUUGGCUGCCUCUUGGGCAUAGUCUUUCUGGUCCUGGCUGUUCAGUGGUGUCAUAGCAGAGCCAUCGGCCUGGGUUCUGGAGCAAUGGGGGAUCUGCCCUCAGAGGUUGUCUAUGAAUACAUUGAAACAGUCCCUAUGGAUGAAAAAGAGGAGCCAGCAGCAUCCCAGAGUCCGGUGCAGGAUGAGGAUUAUGAUGAUGCAGAAGAGCCCAAGGACAGCCCUGGGGAAGAUAUGGAGGCUAGGCACUAA